AUGAGGAUAACUAAUUUGACACACCAGAGUUGGCUGCUGGCACAACAGGGCGGUGCCUUACUGCAUCGUAGGCGAACGCGCGGUAACAUUCGUGGUGGUGCUUCAGGAUUCCAAUGUACUGCGUCCAAGAUCAAAACGAGCUUGCCGGCGGACCACUGCCGUCCCAUUCUGGAGUGA
Molecule: messenger RNA, 177 nt
Organism: Linum tenue
Lineage: Eukaryota; Viridiplantae; Streptophyta; Magnoliopsida; Malpighiales; Linaceae
Source: the annotation of a GenBank genome assembly